Messenger RNA from Lactuca virosa, 528 nucleotides. The record is from the annotation of a GenBank genome assembly. Lineage: Eukaryota; Viridiplantae; Streptophyta; Magnoliopsida; Asterales; Asteraceae.
AUGGCAACAAGAAAAUUCCACCACCAUCACCAUGAUCAAAGGCCAAAAUUCCUUUAUCUCGGUGGUGGUGGUGACCGGAGAAUCAAUGGAGUUGAUGCCGAGGGUUUUGAGAUGAACGAAUCCGACCUGUGGAGCACCGGAGUUGAAGAUCAUGCAAACGAGCCUCAAAACCUCAUCUCACGAAGAUCAAAGUUUCCAUUGAAAACUCAUCAUCAAAGAAAAGUACCGAUGGAGAUGGCAAAGUCAUUGCCGGUCAAUGUACCGGACUGGUCAAAGAUUUUGAGAGAUGAGUACAAGCAUGAUGAUCAUGGGAGGAGAGAGAAUGAUUAUGAUCAUGAUCAUGUGGGGUUCGAUGUUGAUGAUGAUGAUGAUGAAGAUGAUGAAAGGUUGCCUCCCCAUGAGUAUUUAGCAAGAACUAGGAUUGCUUCAUUUUCUGUUCAUGAAGGUCUUGGAAGAACACUAAAAGGCAGAGAUUUGAGUAGGGUUAGAAAUGCGAUUUGGAAGCAAACCGGUUUUGAACAAGAUUAG